AUUUUUCCCAAAGUUGUUAAUUGGAAAGACACAGGGGCAGCUGGUCUUUUGUAAUUAUUUUGAACUAUUUGUUUUUCAAGUCUUUUCGAAUUUCGUACAACAGGUUGUCAUGGUGACGAAUGGAUUUGUGGUCUGCUGCCGAAUUCAAAAUCACUCAUGGUUUCCUUUCCUGUUGUGAAUUCCAAGUUGUUUAUCUACCACCAUUUUUUAAGCCAAUCAUGUGACGACGGCGUUUUUUUAUCUUAUAUAAUACAACAAAAACUCAGCCAAGCUUGAAAAUUAUAGAACACAAACAUUUCAACCCUGGCAUGACUUCCAGAUGUGUUUUCCUUGAAAUUAAGCUAGUAUUAGCGCUCUACUAAAACCGUGACUACAGAAUGGCUGGCAUACAAACACAAUCAAAUGAAAAUGAUGUUUCUCCUAGUGGAAACACAUCCAGUAUCACUAAGAAAGUCACUGAUACUGCCCCAGAUGUUGUCUUGCUUUGUGGAGGAGAAAGAAUCUCUUGUCAUCGGGCUGUCUUGGCUAAAGCAAGUUCAUAUUUUAGCGUCAUGUUCAAUGCAAGUUUUGCAGAAAAGGAUAAACAGUUCAUUACUAUCCAGGAUGUAGAUGGUUUUAUGCUACGCAUCCUCGUAGAUCUAUCCUAUGGCUACCCUUUGGAGCUUGAAAAUGAGAAAAUGAUGUUGAGUCUUCUUGAAACAGCAUCAAUGCUGCAGUUUCUCGAAGUUCAAAAAAUGUGUGUCAAAUUUCUACUGCAUACUUUGAAUGAAACAAAUGCCUUGCAGUUCUUUGCUCUUGGUGACAUGAUUGGAGUACCAGAACUGUCAAAGCAGUCUUUCUCCUACCUAUUGUAUCACUUCGACAAUAUUGUAGAAUCGAGAGAAUUAUUCAGUCAACUUCACGUGGAAUUGCUUCUGAAAAUCCUCGGACAUCCAAACCUCAACUGUGACGAUGAAAUGCAGAUACUUCAGUUAAUUGAUCGCUGGAUUACUGAUCAAACUAACAUCGUUCCCGAAGACGAGGUGUUCCAAUUAUUCGCAUGUACUCGAUUCAAAGUAGUGAAGGAGGAGGAUUUUAAAACGAUAUCCUUACUCCCUUUUGUCCAAGAAUCAAAACUGCUAUCAAAACUUGUCUCCACUGUGCUUCUAAAACUAAACACAGAUGCAACGCUCAAGCCUUGUACGUGUCAUUGCCACGGUAAAGGAACAGACUUGAAGGUUGAGGGAUGCAAAUUAUGCAGCACCGAAAGUAUUCAAAACGUUGAUAAUCAAGACAGUGAUAAAGAUGUUGAAGAAGAAAAUUCCUGUUUGUCGACCCCUGACUUUGAUAAAUUCCGAUUACGUGAAAUUUUCCGAUCUCCGUGUUGUUCCAAGAAAACUGAAACAUUAAUCGAUAGUGAUAAAAAAGAGGAAUUGAGUGAUUGCAUUCCAGCUGGUGUUUUCGAUUUAGUGGACCAACUUUUAUCUACUUCACCGAGGACUCCUCCUUUUGUUCCGUGCGUCGUGGGUCAUGUUCGACGUUCUGAAAACUCGUCAGAUGGACCAAGUCUGAAAAAAUCGAAACAAGUUGAAGGACCUUCCCUUUUCAUGUUUAACUUCAACACGAAAAGUUUCAAGAGCCUAGUUCAACUUUCCAAAGUCCAUGAAGGACCAGUUGAAGCUUCUGGUUACAAAGUUUGUACACUAGGGAAAGACGUCUACAUCUUUGGCGGAGAAUACAUGUUUGGCUACAGCAAUUGGCAAAAUUCCGUUUGGCGCUGGGAUAGUUUCAAAAAAAUUUGGAACAUUGAAACAUCAUUGCUGUCAUCGAGACGGCAUCAUUCGAUAUGCAUUCACGAAGAAUUCAUCUACCUUAUCGGUGGAUAUGGAAAACACAGAAUUAUUUUAGAUUCUGUCGAUCGUUAUGACACUUUUAAAUGUUCGUGGAAACGCUGUGCUUCCUUACCCAGCCCUCUUUAUUCAGCAGCUUGUUGUAGUCACAAAGGAAUUAUUUACGUUUUUAGCCAUCAAAUAUUUACCUAUGAUCAACAAUUGGACGAGUGGCAUACAUUGGCAAACGUCAGGUUACCUGCGGAUGCAACAUUUUCCCAGGCCAUGUCCGUCAAAGAUGGCGGGAUAUAUUUAACAAGUGUGUAUUCAAACUUUCUUUACCACUUUGACCCGGAUGCGGAAUCGCUCGAGGUCUGUGUUGUCGGCAAAUUCGAGAACAAUGUGCUCAACUGCUGCUACGUCGAGAGCCUCCAGAGUAUUUUCACAUUUUCAACAGGUGAAUGCAGUGAAUCAGCUGGAUUCCCACCGGUGCACCAGGUAGAAACUUUUGACGUGGGUAGCAAAUUAUUCACCGUACUUUGGAAACAAAUUUCUGACGCUGGUCUCAUUACCGAUUUCGGCAUUAGACACAGUUUAGGCUGUUUCUCAUUCCUCUAUUAUGAAUAAUGUAUUAUUUUCUUUGAAAAGUAUUGGGUUGGGGUGGGGGGUCGUCAACAACCUCUGCGUUUAACCCUGGAAUUUUCCAGAUUUUUUUUGUAUGUACAUUUACCAUCGUUUGCAAUGGUUUCUAGUGAUAGAUAUUAGUAGAAUAGUGUCGAAAAGAAUUUUCGUUUACUUACAGUCGUGAUUUUUUAGCUAAAAUGAAAAUAAUAUAAUUUUUUUUAAACGUUAA
Messenger RNA from Daphnia magna, 2661 nucleotides. RefSeq names its product kelch-like protein 6. The transcript is spliced from 9 exons. NCBI's taxonomy places the organism in Eukaryota, Metazoa, Arthropoda, Branchiopoda, Diplostraca, Daphniidae. The record is from RefSeq and is a predicted model, not a curated record. Bases 378 to 2435 code for a protein of 685 amino acids. Gene Ontology annotation, molecular function: protein binding.